Messenger RNA from Bacidia gigantensis, 480 nucleotides. RefSeq lists its product as uncharacterized. The record is from RefSeq and is a predicted model, not a curated record. NCBI's taxonomy places the organism in Eukaryota, Fungi, Ascomycota, Lecanoromycetes, Lecanorales, Ramalinaceae. The transcript has 2 exons. Bases 1 to 480 code for a protein of 159 amino acids.
AUGGUCCUGGGACUGAUCGUCCUCGGCGUCAUUGCUAUUGGCGUCGAGACACAUAUUGACCGAAGUUUGAUUGAUUCUUCCGGACUACUGAAUGCCAGUCUACUAGGCUGGCAGCUCAUCUUCAUUCUUCCGGUGGCUAUCCUGACCAAUGACUUCUUUAUCUCGGGCUUCUGGAUGCGAACCUUUGCCAGCAAGACAGACAGAGAUCUUCGAAUGGGUGUCUCCAUUGCUACUGUGGCUGUCACUUGUAUCCUACUUUUGGUCGGCGUCACUGGGCUCUUGGCCGCGUGGUCAGGAGCUUGGCCUGGGGAUCCACCCCAGGACGGCAGCAUUGCUUUAUUUCUCCUGCUCGAGCAGCUGCCUGCAUGGGCCGUUGGCGUUGUACUUGUCAUGGUUGUUGCUCUCUCCACUGCUGCUUUCGACAGCUUUCAAUCGGCCAUGCGCGAGCUCUAUUCCGCCACUAGUGAUCGGCUUGAGUGA